AUGUGCAGAACAGCCUACUACCGUCACCAAGACUGUGGCUGCCGCUGGAUGCGCAUCACGCGCCCCUGCGGCCCUGGGCAAGGCUUCCGCACUUGCCCCAUGUUCUUCAACAACAACGAUACUACGAGUACCACCACCACUCACGCAUGCAACAGCACUCCCAUCGCUGGCGCAGGUCCGACUUCACAGGCUCUCGUGCUCUAUAGGCCGCGAAAUGCAGAGCCAGGACCUCAGAUGGUGACGAGCCAUACGGUGGUUGUGAGAGAGAACAACGACAGCGCGAGAGCCACGCUGCAGCCCCCGAUGUAUCGCGCUCGAGAGACGGCGUGUCCUGUACACGAUCUACUAGGCUUUUACGACCGAAACCAGGUGCGGAUGGUAGUCCGCUUGCGCAACGGAUUGCGAUGGGGAACGGGACCGAACAGAGAGGACUAUGGGGUCGAGUUUUGGUGCUGUGUUAUCAAGGAGACACUCCAGAUCCGUCGUCGAGUCACCUACGUACACCUUGACUUCGUCCUCUUCCUCUGCUGCCCCUUCUUCCGCUCUCGCCUCGGCAACCACGAGCCCCAUCGCCGUGAGCUUGUCCUCGCUGGUAGCCAGCGUCUGCCCAGCCGUAUGCCGGCCGCACACCCACUCCGGGCCCUUGACCAUCCCGUCGUCCGUGAUGUCGUUCGCAACGACCCUGAUGGCGCUGCCAUCCUCCUCCCCGACAGCAUGGCAAAUCACCCCGCCCACAAACUCGGCGGACCAGCUCACCGACAGCACCGACACCCUCCCCCUCGCACUCCGCCGCACCCGCCCGACGAACUCCCCGAACCCCCUGCGCACCUCGACCCUGCCCCCGCGGGCGCACGCCGCCCCGGACCGCCGCAGGUUCCCCGGCGCGGCCAGCCCGCCGCCGAAGAACCCGGCCCUGCCCACGCGGUCGACGGACGCGUCGUCGAGGUCGCGCAGCCCGCGCUGGAAGGCGACCUCGUGUGCGACCUCGGUGCGCGCGUGGUCCGGCCGGUCCGCGGCCUCGCAGUAGGCCGCGUAGUCGGCGACGUAGCGCGCCAGGACGUCGUCCCAGGCGGCCUGGAGGUCGACCCCGCGCGCGUCGCGCUGGUGCUCGAUACCCAGGGCCGCGAUGGUGGCGAUGGUGUCGCGGCGGGUGACCGUGCCGUCAAAGUCGAGGAUUACGUGCAUAGCUUUUGCUUUUCCCUUGCUGUGUUGUCAGAUUCUCUACUCGAGGAGGAGGUGAUGUCAUGUUCGAAUUGGUCACUCGCUCCGGCGCCAUUACUUUCGUUUGCCUCUGAUUGUAAGGCCUUCUCAUUUUGA
This is a messenger RNA of Thyridium curvatum, 1317 nucleotides long. RefSeq lists its product as uncharacterized. The transcript is spliced from 3 exons. The record is from RefSeq and is a predicted model, not a curated record. The coding region runs from base 1 to 1317 and encodes 438 amino acids. NCBI's taxonomy places the organism in Eukaryota, Fungi, Ascomycota, Sordariomycetes, Thyridiales, Thyridiaceae.